Molecule: messenger RNA, 2168 nt
Organism: Plutella xylostella (diamondback moth)
Lineage: Eukaryota; Metazoa; Arthropoda; Insecta; Lepidoptera; Plutellidae
Product: cysteine sulfinic acid decarboxylase
Biological process (GO): carboxylic acid metabolic process
Cellular component (GO): cytoplasm
Molecular function (GO): pyridoxal phosphate binding; carboxy-lyase activity
Source: RefSeq, a predicted model, not a curated record
ACAACUCACUGCUGUCUCACGCAGUCCAAUAGCGACUAUUGAAUAGCAAACAGUGUUUGAGCGAGCUCCUUCCAUUCAUAGCAUCCUAGUACUUUUACUUUUGAACGCGUACAAAGUUUUUGUUGUUUGUAAAGAAAAUAACUCUUUAGAAAGUUUUUAUAGUUAAUGGAAGUUUAGUUUGACAAAAUGAAUAACGGGCAUACAUUUUUAAACAAAGUGCUUACUAUAAUUAAAGAGGAGACUGAAGAUAAUGUACCUCUUAUACAGUUUAAGCAUCCGGAGGAUUUAGAGAAAAUCCUGGACCUAUCCGUUUUAGACGGCGUCCCAGACGACCGCCUGGAAACCAUCGUGCGCCAAGUGCUCCAGUACAGCGUGAAGACAGGCAAGCCCACCUUCCGCAACCAGCUGUAUGGAGGCACCGACCCGUACAGCCUGGCUGGAGCCGUCAUAGCAGAGGCUUUUAAUACUAGUCAAUACACAUUCGAAGUCGCCCCAGCCUUCACUCUCAUCGAGCUGGAGAUCAUACGCCACGUGCUCCAUCUCUUCGGCAUCCCUAACGGCGAUGGCAUCUUCAGCCCCGGGGGCAGUAUCUCCAUGCUGUAUGCCAUAGUACAGGCCAGGUUCCAGAGGUUCCCGCAGGUCAAGAGAGAGGGCAUGUGGGGACUGCCAAGGAUGAUGAUUUUCACUUCUGAAGAUAGUCACUACUCCGUCCUAAAAGCGGCCCACUGGCUUGGCUUCGGCACAGAAAGCGUGCGGAUGAUAAAGACCAACCCCCAAGGCCAGAUGUUGGUCGAAGAGCUGGACAAAGCCAUCAAGGAGGAGGUGGCCCUGGGCCGAUGUCCGCUCAUGGUGAAUGCGACGGCCGGGACAACUGUGCUGGGCGCCAUUGACGACCUGACAGCUGUCAGUGAGGUGUGCGAGCGGCAUGGCGUUUGGAUGCAUGUGGAUGGCUGCUGGGGAGGUUCACUCAUAUUAUCAGAAAAAUACAGACACAUGUUAGCAGGCAUUGAAAGAGCCAACUCCAUCUCCUGGAACCCUCACAAGAUGGCGGGCGCGGUGCUCCAGUGCUCCUUAUUCCUGGUGCGUCGGCCCGCGCUGCACGAGGCCAACUGCGCCGCCGCCACCUACCUGUUCCAGCAGGACAAGUUCUACACCGUGCGGUACGACACCGGCGACAAGAGCGUGCAGUGCGGCCGGAAGACAGACGCAUUCAAACUCUGGGUGAUGUGGAAAGCGCGCGGCGACGCCGGUCUAGGCAGCCUCGUGGACAGGACUAUGAAUAUCGCCCAACACUGCCUGCGGGCCGUAUCCUCUCGACCUGGCUUCAGGGUGGUCUCUCAGCCGUUGAUGUGUCCUAAUGUGUGCUUCUGGUAUAUACCUGGCUUUAUGAGAGGGAAGGAGGAGGAUGAGAAGUGGUGGGGGCUGAUGCAUAAGAUAACUCCAAAGAUCAAGGAGCUGCUAACCCUCUCCGCUCGCCUCAUGGUGGCCUACACGCCGCUCAGACAACACAAGAACUUCUUCCGUCUGGCCUUCACCUGUCACCCGGAGGUGACCACGGAACAUGUGGCCGACAUGUUGGAGGCUAUAGAGGAGUGCGGGGAGAUGGUCACUUUGGAUAUGCUGCAGUAGAAAUGUACUAACCGCAGGAAAUGAUCACUUUGGAUACCUAUGCUGUAGAUGUCGUCGUUUUUUUUCAUGUUUGGUAUGUUUGGACCCGUUAUUGUCGUAUAUGGACGUAAUUGUAUUGUGUACUGAUUGGUGGAACGUGAAUUGAAUGAGUUUAUCUACGUCGAUAAAGAUGCCGUGCAACCCGGUCUGGUACAUGUACUUACUUCGGAAUGGCCAUAUGACGGGCGCAGAUCUAGAAAUUAAAAUGGAAAUGGCAGCCGUUACGUACAGUGGAAGUAGAAAGACAUACCUAUUGGUAUAUUGGGCGGGCUUGCAUGUAUCUGAUCGCCAUCUUCAUAUUAUUAUUGUUUCUUACAUACACAGUAGUUAUACCAUUUUUGCAAUCUAUAUGGCUUGUGAUUUAAGAUUGUGAUGUAUUCGAAUUUUAUUUACGUACCUACUUCGUACUUCUUAUACCCGUUACCGUGAAGUUACUAAUAUUACAUGUAUUUUAUAGUAGUAUUUAAUUUAAAUAAGCCCCUAUAAUUACUAUUUUUUAU